AUGUCGUUGUCGCGCGCUUUUACAACCCGCCGGCUGCGAGGUGGCAGUGACCUCGCCGACAGCGCCAAGAUACCUCAGCGAAGCAACACCACCAAGAUUCCCUACAACAUUCGCGACAAGAUUUCAGCCCCGGUGCAGCUUCUUCACACCACCAACAUGCUGUCCUAUAAUGCUCCCGAUAUUCCGCGCUCGUCUCGCAGCAAUUCAACUACCAGCAAGUCAGGGUCAGAUGUUGAAUCCCAGGACACGGCGGAUUCCACACCCCCCACCAGUCCCGAUGUAUCUUCAUUACCAGAGCCGAAUCACUUGUCCUCGUACUUCAAACCUGCCGCACCAGCAUCGACGACCUUGCCCGUCAAGGCAGAGCCCCCCGCGAUUCCCAAGCGUUCUCCCUCGCACACCAAGAAGAAUUCAUUCGAAGCUAUUGCCCGCCAGAGAUCCGUCUCGCGCAUGUCUCGAGAUUCAGACCACUUCAUUUCCACCAAGGCUGGCCAACCGUUCUCUCGCCCUCAUUCGACGUCCACGAGAGCUUCAUCUGCCUCACACGCCCCAUCGCCAUUUGCUCAGAAGCAGUCCACGCCGGCGGCACGGCCAAACAAAUCAACUGCCUCGACCCAAGCUCAGGCCAAGGAUUCCCAUCCCUUCGGACAUGAGUUGGCCCAGGUCACUGAGCUCGCAGAAGAGUACAGCGUCAACAGUUGCCUAGACACUAUUGACGAGGAACAGCAGUAUCUCGAUAACCGAGGCCUUAAGAGGCUAAGCCCAGAUGACUACUUGAGCGCUAUCCAGGGUCUUUCGACAAUGUUCUUCCCCGAACGAAGUCACGCCACAUCAGCCGCACCCCUCUGGAUUUGA
Messenger RNA from Metarhizium brunneum ARSEF 3297, 855 nucleotides. RefSeq lists its product as uncharacterized. The record is from RefSeq and is a predicted model, not a curated record. NCBI's taxonomy places the organism in Eukaryota, Fungi, Ascomycota, Sordariomycetes, Hypocreales, Clavicipitaceae.